AUGGCCGACGCGUCCCUCUCGCCGGCGCCGCGCGCCGCCGGCUCGGCCGCCGCCGCCACGUCGGCCGCCGACGCCGAGCGCCUCUGGGCGCUGCACGACUUCGACGCCGAGAACCCGGACGAAGUCUCCUUCCGUGCCGGCGAGCCGGUCAUCGUCGUCGAGCGCGACGACGCGUACGGCGACGGCUGGUGGCAGGGCACAAACGUCAACGGCGAGACGGGCCUCUUUCCCUUCAGCUACACGACCUUCGACCGCGCGCUGGCCGAGCAGGCCGUCGCCGAGGCGGCGGCUGGCGCCAGCCCGGCGGGCACGCCUGGCCUGAUGGGCAACACGAUGGCCGACAUCGACGCCGCGCUGGCCGACGUGUCGGAUGCUAACGGCGCACAGACGGCACGUACAGCCGCUGGCGGUACGCCGCGCCGCGCGCCCAGCUUCAAGAGCGAGCGCAGCGCCGACAUCAGCGUCGGCGAGACCGACGAGAACGGGGACGUCGAGGCGGACCUCGCGUCGCGCGCCGCUGCUCGUGCUGCGCUCGCCGUCAACGCACAAAAGGCUGCAGACGCAGCCAGCGCCGGCCAGAAGGCCGAGGACGAGCGCCGGCGCAGCGAGGCGGCGCGCGUCUUUGCCGAAGAGGAGGAGCGCCAGCGCCUCAUGCUGCUGGCCAAGGAGGCCGAGCGCAAGCGCGAGCUCGAGCAGGGCACGCUCAAGGAGACGCCCAAGGAGGAGAAGAUCGCGCCGAUCGAGGGCGUCGAGAUGAGCGACGAGUCCGACUCGGAAGGCUCAGAGGCUGCAGGCCCGACUGCGACGCAUGCGCCGCUGUUCGGCUCGCUUGCGCCCAAGCAGCCCGACGCCCUCGACCCGCCGCGCUCGCUGUCGCCCAUUCCCAGCGCGUCAGGACACAGCCACACCGGCAUGGGCAGCGCCGCUGCGCUCGCAGCAGGUGCAGCCAUUGCCGGUGGUGCCGCAGCCACGAUGAACCGCAGCCGACAGAACUCGGCCAACGGCGUGCAGAACCGCAGCUACGACGACGAGGCGAGCAUUGUGAGCACGCAGCCACGCACGAGCGGCAUGACCGACCCGACGGCGCCCGGCACGGCUGCCACGAGCCUGGCUGGCGGCGCCGAGACGCCCAAGAGCGCAUUCAUGCCGCAGGCCGCCAGCUCUGCCGGCCUUGUGCCCUCGUCGCCCGCGCCGAGCAACCUCUCGGGCUCGCAGCGCGUCGGCCCUGGCGGCGACCCGCACGAGUGGAGCGUGGAGGAAGUCGUGGCGUGGGGCCGCGCAAAGGGCUGGGACGAGGGCGCCGUCGUCUCGAAGUUCGCGGAGCACGAGAUCUCUGGCGAUGUGCUCAUGGAGAUGGACGUCAACAUCCUCAAGGAGAUCGACAUCACCGCCUUCGGCAAGCGCUUCCAGGUCGCCAACGCGAUCAAGGACCUCAAGCGAAGCCUCGGCGGCGAGAGCGCCGUGUCGCCCGCGCUUGCUCCGCUGCCCGUCACGCCCGUCUCGGCCUCGCUGCGCCCGAGCAGCCCGGCGCCCAGCACCGGCAACAUGGGCCCGCCGAGCGUGUCGGGCGGAGUCUACGGCGCUGGCGCUGGCAUGCUCGGUGCCUCCUCGAUGGCGCGCGUCAACAGCUACGGCACGCAUGAGGACGCGCCUCGCACCGAGUCCGAGGUGCUCGCCGGACGCGCCGUCUCGGGCACGUCGGCUCGCUCGGCGGCCAGCUUCGAGACCAACGGCGCCUGGCCGCCCACGUCUGCCAGCGAUGGCUUUGGCGGACUUGGCGCCGGGCCGGCCGCCGCAUCCAGCGGUGCCGCACUGGCGGACCUCGACACGCCCAUCACCUCGCCGCAGCUCGUCAGCGACAAGAAGCUGCGCAAGGACGGCCCCGCUCCUGCCGCCUCUUCGCCGCGCAAGCGCGAGUCGGGCGGCAGUGCCGGCGCCGGCGACCGGACAAGCUUCUUCGGCGGCUUUGCUGAGCGCCGCGCGCGCAAGCCGGCACCGAAGGUCGCCAGCAGCUCGCUCAGUCCUGGUGACGAGCCGAGCAGCAAGGGCACCCUUGGCCGCCUGGGUCUCGGCCGGCUGCGCGAGCGCAGCUCGCAGGCGUCGGACCCGCAGCCGGCCGACGCGCUCAAGGGUAAGAUCAGCCUGCCGACGAGCAGCCCGACGUACGACUCGAUGGGCGACACGGCGCGCCGCAACCGGGCCUCUGGCGGCUCGAACGGCGGAGGCUUCGGCGGCGGCCAGGGCGGCUUCGGCAUGGGCCACUCGAAGCAGGCCAGCGUCGGCAGUGCUGGCCCGGCGGCGGGAGAGUGGCACGGGCCCAAGUCUGGCGACCUGCGCUCGCCCGGUGCCGCUCCGACCGAGGGCCCGGUGAUGGCGCGCAUCCGGCCCGUCGACCUCGAGGGCUGGAUGAAGAAGAAGGGCGAGCGCUACAACUCGUGGAAGCCGCGCUACCUCGCGCUCAAGGGCUCGGACCUCGUGCUGCUGCGCGACCCCACGGCGCCCAAGAUCAAGGGCUACGUGAGCAUGAAGGGCUACAAGGUCAUCGCCGACGAAAACACAAACCCGGGCAAGUACGGCUUCAAGAUCCUGCACGAGACCGAGAAGCCGCACUACUUCUCCAGCGACGACCCGGCCAUGGUGCGCGCAUGGAUGAAGGCGCUGAUGAAGUCGACGAUCGGGCGCGACACGACGCUGCCCGUCAUCUCGUCGUACAACAACGCCACCAUCUCGCUCAAGGAGGCGCAGCGCAUGAACCCGCCGCCGCGGCCGCCAAGCCCCACGAGCCGGGCCCGGGCGCAGCGCGCGACCGCACGCGCCAACAAGGACCAGCUGACGGCCAAGGACGCGAGCGUGCUGAUGGGCCUCGGACAGCCGGCAAACCUGCGGCAAGGUCCAUAG
Molecule: messenger RNA, 2898 nt
Organism: Tilletiopsis washingtonensis
Lineage: Eukaryota; Fungi; Basidiomycota; Exobasidiomycetes; Entylomatales
Exons: 5
Coding region: 1-2898 (965 amino acids)
Molecular function (GO): protein binding
Source: RefSeq, a predicted model, not a curated record